CCCACAUGUCAGCGCGCACGACGGCAUCAGAAGUUCAGAACCCCGGCACAUUGGAUCGAGCAGCCGGAUUCGGGAUCGGAGAAGCAGCCGCAGCGGAAGCGCCAGGAAGGACACGGCGGCCGGAGAAGUAGCGCGCGUCGCCUCGUCAUGGGGAUCGGCUACGUCGUCGGCGUUCUCGGCGGCGCCCUCCUCGCCCACGCCGCCUACGCCACCAUCCAAUAUCGUGCGGUGCUGAAGAUAACGGAAGAGGAGUUCUCGCGGCCUCCAGUGGAUGUGAUGAUGCAGUUGCUCCUGGGAUUGGCCUUAUGCAUGUGGGCAGGUGUCUCUGUUCCAGCAAAGUUUGUUUCGGUGCUCCCACAUUCCGAAGAGAAUAGGAUCGUAUCGCUCCCAGCAAACAUGGAUUUCAUGAUCUUCAACCACCGCGGAAGGGCACUGCCAUCAGACGCCGACUUGAAGCUGAAGAUAUGAACAACUAUUCACCGAUUUUGAAGAUAUGAGCGAAAAUUCACCGAUCCAUCCAUACUUUUUGUGUCACCCAUGCUAAAGCAGGGGAAACCUUACCAGACCACAACUUAUCUACUUUUUAACUCUAGAAUUUGUAACACCAUUCCAUAUGUUAUAUGAAGGUUAGCUCUGAGCUUCUGUCCCAGCCUGAUGUAAUGCAAGUUUUAUGUGAAUUGUAUCAAUUCAUCAUUAAUGCAUGCAUGCACAUUAUCAGUCUCCAUUUUA
Messenger RNA from Brachypodium distachyon (stiff brome), 729 nucleotides. Its product is annotated as membrane magnesium transporter. Gene Ontology annotation, cellular component: EMC complex; early endosome; plasma membrane. The coding region runs from base 148 to 468 and encodes 106 amino acids. The transcript has 4 exons. Lineage: Eukaryota; Viridiplantae; Streptophyta; Magnoliopsida; Poales; Poaceae. The record is from RefSeq and is a predicted model, not a curated record.